This is a messenger RNA of Odocoileus virginianus texanus, 1863 nucleotides long. It is a transcript of the gene CAMLG, whose product is annotated as calcium modulating ligand. Lineage: Eukaryota; Metazoa; Chordata; Mammalia; Artiodactyla; Cervidae. Gene Ontology annotation, cellular component: GET complex. Gene Ontology annotation, biological process: tail-anchored membrane protein insertion into ER membrane. The record is from RefSeq and is a predicted model, not a curated record.
GGGUCCACAGAGGUAGGGGCCCGCGCGGCCUGCGGCCCAGUCUGAAGUCUUGGGCGCUGCGGCUGCCGCUCACGUCAUCGUCACCACUCCUGGACAGUGGAGGGGAAGAUGGAGCCGGUCACCGUCGCUACCGACAGCGGGGGCCGGCCCCUGUCGGCUUCCCAGCGUCGGGCGGAGCUGCGGCGGAGAAAGCUGCUCAUGAACUCGGAACAGCGCAUCAACCGAAUCAUGGGCUUUCACAGGCCCGGGAGCGGCGCGGAAGAAGAAAGUCAAACAAAAUCAAAACAGCAGGACAGUGAUAAACUGAACUCCCUCACCAUUCCUUCGGUUUCAAAGCGAGUAGUGCUGGGUGAUUCAGUCAGUGCAGGAACGACUGACCAGAGUGGAGUGGCCGAGGUAAAGGGGACUCAGCUGGGAGACCCACUGGACUCUUUCAUUAAACCUUCUGAGUGCAGGAAUGAUAUAAGCCUGGAGCUCCGGCAGCGGAACAGAGGGGACCUGACAGCCGACUCUGUCCAGAGGGGUUCUCGCCACGGCCUGGAACAGUACCUCUCCAGAUUUGAAGAAGCAAUGAAGCUAAGGAAACAGCUGAUUAGUGAAAAGCCCAGUCAAGAAGAUGGAAAUACGACAGAGGAAUUUGACUCUUUUCGAAUAUUUAGAUUGGUGGGCUGUGCUCUUCUUGCCUUUGGAGUUAGAGCCUUUGUUUGCAAAUAUUUGUCCAUAUUCGCUCCCUUUCUUACGUUACAACUCGCAUACAUGGGACUGUACAAAUAUUUUCCCAAGAGUGAAAAGAAGAUAAAGACAACAGUACUAACAGCUGCACUUCUGUUAUCUGGAAUUCCUGCUGAAGUGAUAAAUCGAUCAAUGGAUACUUACAGCAAAAUGGGCGAAGUUUUCACAGAUCUCUGUGUUUACUUUUUUACUUUUAUCUUUUGUCAUGAACUACUUGAUUAUUGGGGCUCUGAGGUACCAUGACGCCUGCAGAACUCAGGAAGAAAAGCUUAUAAAAAAUAAUUUCUAUAUUGCAGUGUCUUUAAAGGAAGAAUAUUGGUUUACACCUUCAUGUGAUUCUUUUACUUUUUCAGUUUGUAAAACCACUUGAUUAGGAAUGGAAUGACUGGUUACCUGACUAGAAAGGAUUGAGUUUGUAUUAAUACUGAUGCGAUGAUUAGAAUGCCAGUGUCAGGAAUUGAUUUUUCUUGUUUGAUUAGAAUUCCUAGUCUACACUUUUUCCUAACUUCUUGGUUUUGUGAUUUAUCUUUUGGGAGCUGAGCUUGUGCUUAAGAGGGCAGAUGAAUGUGGUCUCAGCCAGUCCCAAGAACUGCAUCUUGUAUUUGUAUUGUUCUGUCCUAAGAAAUGGAGCCAUCUUAAAAAUAAAAUGGAAGAACUCAAAUUGUCUGUUAAGUUUGCACAUUUUAACUUACAAGGGCUGCAUAAGGUAAUCACGUUGAGUCAGUAUUUUCAUUUUUAUUCCAGCACAAAUAUUUAAUGGAGGUAAUGAUUAAGAUUCAUACAUGUGGAAUUAAUAGGUAUUUAUGAAAUCUUUCUGAAAAUUUUUAUUAGCAAACUUAAAAAUUGGAAAUUUUUACUUUUGAGUUUUCGAUUUUCAGAAGUAUUUUUUUAACCAGUAGAAUAGAAUGAUUAUAUAUCAAAAUGGGCUUUGAAAAAUUGACUGAGGAAUGCAACCCAAUAGGAAUACCUCCUUUUUUAACUAACUUAACACUGUCAUAUUUGGAAGGUUUGUCUUAAAAGAGUAUAAAGCAUAAGUGUAGUGUCAUUUGGUAUUACAUUUCCCUAGUUUUUUGUAUGGUCUGUUUGAUUAAUUCUUUGAUAUUAAAAACACAUGCCUUUUUUUUUUAUUAA